CCGCAACCGCCUGGGGAUUUUUCUGUCAAACCGUCACAAAACCUUUUUAUGAAACAUGACGUUCCAAAUUUUGAAUCUAGAGAUUCUGCCGCUGACUCUGGAAUUCGACGCCAUAGCGGACACCAUAAAGUCCUUUUUCUCGGUGGGGCUCCUGCAAGACGAACUUGGUGUCACAGUCGAUGCUCCGAAGAGUAGUUUUGCCUUUCAGAACUAUAAAUGUCGAAGACCCAAUCCUUACCAGUUACUGGUUUUCGGAAGAAUAAACGAGUGUGGGGUGAGUGGAAACGCGGUAAAGGAGAUCGAGAUCCCGACAGUAAAAUUUGAUAAAAAGGUUCCCGAUUUGACCCAGGAACAAAUGCUGGCUAUAUCCCAACUUCCUUCCAAGAUGACAAAUAGAUGCAAGGCUUUGAUGAGAAAAAUAAUUUGUUUUUCGAGUGAAAAUGAGAAUGUUGAUAAUAUGUUGGCUGCUUGGGUGAAGAGCACAAAGCCAAGAAGAGCUGAUUGGCUUUCUAUUUUCAAAAAACUGGAGAGGACGAGUCAUCCGUUGUAUUUCGAGUUGGCCAAAUCAUCUUUUGUGAUAUGA
Striga asiatica is the source of this 583-nucleotide messenger RNA. The record is from the annotation of a GenBank genome assembly. Lineage: Eukaryota; Viridiplantae; Streptophyta; Magnoliopsida; Lamiales; Orobanchaceae.